CCCUUCUUCAGACUCGUUUAUGUGUAAUUGAUAUCGUCCCUGAAGGAAAAAAAAAACUUUUGGAGUUUCUGUGUUUCGAGAGAGAGAAAUUAAAGUUACCAAGGAGUCCGCUGUUAAGGAUGGACCCUGAGACACCCCCUGACCACAGAUAAACCUUACAGUACAGAAACGGCUUGCUAAAUGCACUGUAAGAGGAUGCUGCCUUUGUCAAGGAGAAACGGAACAUAAAGUUGUGGAGGAUGGGUGGUGCUAGUGUUAGCAAAAAUGUUAGAGAGCUAGAUGAACUAGUUGUAUUAGAUGGUGAGGAAGUGUAGAGUAGUUCUUUUUGCCACUGAGUUGUAAAAUCUUAAGCUUUGCCCUUGAGUCCGAGAAACCAUUUUGACAGUUAACACAGCAGAUGAAUAAAAUUGGCUGAUGGAGUACAAUGAGAGAGUGCUGUGUGGGACAGGGGAGGUGGAGCUAGACCCCAACAUUGUGAGUGAAGAGGCAGGAAAACUGUAUUCAGAGCUACAGACAGUUAUUGAGACCCAUGGGGAAGGUGUGGUGGAGUCGCUGGUACCCAUAUUUGUGUGGGUCCUGGAGGGGCUGGCCAGCUGCAAAGCCCAGCUGAGAGACAGAGAGGAGGAGGUGGAGAGGGAGAGAGCUGAGCGAGAAGAGCUGCUGGAGAGAUACCAAACAGAGAAAGCACUGAGGAAAGACAGUCAAGAGAGGUAUCUGGAGCUGGAUGAUCAAAUUGAACAGGAGAGAAGAGCCAUGAAGGGGAGGGAAAAGGAGAGAGAACGGAGAGAGAGAGAGCUGGAGAAGAAAGCAAGAGAGCAAGCAGAUCAGUUGGUGGCCUUAGAGGAGCAGAAAGCAAACCUGAAUAGAGAACUGAGCACUCUGAGGCUUACUCACAAUAAGCUGGCUCACACAUAUCGGGAACUUUUGGAAAAGAGAAAGGAUUCUGAAAGAGAUUCUCCUUUCAGGAAUCACAUGCGUCCCAAGAAUGCUGAAUUCCCAUCCAACCAAGUUUUGUCAGAAUCCAGUGUUAAUGAAAAGAUGAUUCAAAGACCACAUUCACACUCUGGUCCCCCCUGUCUGGAAGAUCUAGUAGCCAAGGAGGAAAAGUCGAUUGACAUUGCAGUAAAGUCCACCGCAAAUCACUUUGUCAAUGAAAUCAUAAGCUCCACUCCUGAGCUGGCACAGUUCCAUGGCUGUGUGGAUGCAAGUACCCCUGUUAGACCUAACACAGAGGAGCCACCAGGAAAUGAGUCAGAAACCAGCUUGGAGGAUGAGAUGAGGGAAGUGGACAAGGAGGAAGACAAGGAACAUAAAGAAAAAGAGGGGAGGCAUGAAAAAGAUGAGGAGGUGGAGGAAGAUGACAGCAUGGAGUGGGAUCUACGCAACACUGACUCUGUGUUUUCUGAACUGUCAGAGCUGAGUCGGGAUUGUGUGGAAAGUGUAGACCAAGGGGCCAGUGUCAGAGGCAGUGCAGACCAGUUUGAAGAGAUUGUUUCUUGGAAUGAGGAACUGAAAGUCGCCCAUGAGUUAGUAGAAGCUGCCCGCAAGGCCUUGAUAUCUCGGGUAGUAGAGCUGACUGAUGACCGUGCAGCUCUUAAACUGGAAUUGACCUCUGUUCAGGAAACAGUCUCACGAUUAGAGGGGCGGAUGAAGGAGAAGGACGAGGAAAUUAAGAGACUUCGUAAAGAACUGGAAGCAUGCCAGUCAGGAGAUCCUGAUGGCUCCCCAUCCAUGCGCCACUUUUCUCGUUCUGAAAUGGCUCGUGUUGUUAUGGAGAAGAACCAGUACAAGCAGCGUCUGUUUGAGCUGCAGGAGGCAAUAAGACAUAGUCAGGCAGUCAGAGCAACAAAAGAAGAGAGAUUAACAGAGGACAAAAGGUCAAGUGUUUGGAGGAGAUUCAACCGCUUGUUUGGCCUGUCCAAGGAACCCUUAAUCCCAGCUCCUGCUUCUGCAUUCGCCCUGCCAGUUUCCCCAUCACUCACUCGCUCUUCUGUGGGGUCUCUGCAGCUACCAUCUAUCAGUCAGACUCAGGCUGAGUCUACUGUUCUCUCACCUCGUGUCAGGAGGAGGGAGCUCUACAGAGAAAUUCGCUCCCAUGUUUGGGGUGCUCUGGGAAAACGGCAGAUACAUGGCUGGAGCACACCACUGGCUAACACACAGGAGUCCCAUGAACCUGUCCCAGAGCCUAAAGAUGUGCCUGUUCUAGUGCAGUUGAGGCUGUUGGAUCAGAGAGACUCCACAGCUAAGCUGAACUGUGCAGUUGCAGUCACACCUGAGGUCUCAGGAGAAGCCACAUGUUCUGUGUGGGUAGUUUCUGGUCCUGCCUCCAGCAGUGAUAUUACAGUGAUUGAUCCAGCACGGUCCAACACAGUACUGGAUCAGUUCAGCCUCCCUCCCACAGCUCCUGCACUCUGCAUUUGUGCGGUACCUCCCAUAGGUGACACCGCAGGAACUGUGUGGAUUGGAACUCAGGAAGGAAGUAUACUAGUACACUCAGCCUCUGAUGGCAGGAGGCGCUGUCUGCAGUCUGUUUUCCUCUCAGAGGGUGUUCAUUCUCUCACAUAUUCCCAGGGUCAUGUCGUAGCUGGUUUAGCUGAUGGGACAUUAGCCUUUUUCUCACACAGUUCAGGUGGCUGGAAUCUGCAGUCACACUCGGUGAUGCCGCUUGGAUCAAACCCUUUGCAGCCCAUUCGCUGCUGCCUUGCAAAAGGUAGCCGUCUCUGGGUGGGAUAUUGGAACAGAAUCCACGUGGUUGACAUUGACAGCAAGAAGGUUGAGCAAACGUUCUCAGUCUCUGAGCGCAAUGAGCAACAGGUCCGUUUCCUGUGUGCUGGUGGAAGUGGUGUAUGGACGUCUUGUCGACUUGACCCAAUCCUCAGGCUGUUUGACUGGUCCACUGGACGCCCACUACAGGAAGUCGAUUUUACUGCGUUGGUCACUAAAGCAUUAGGUCAGCCCUUCCUGACGCUCUCACCUCUUCAGAUCUCGGCUCUCACAGUCAUCUCCGGCCGUCUGUGGGUGGGCACUGGAGGGGGUGCCAUUUUCUCCAUCCCAUUAUCCAUUACAUCAGAAGCCAUUUCCAUCCCAUAUUGCUCUGUUGCAUCAGCCCAGCUGUGUUACCAUGGACACAGACAAGCUGUCAGAUUCAUCAUUGCUGCACCUGGUUGUUUGAUGACCUCUCCUGGCAGCAGCACUGUUACUACCUCUCAGCUUAUCCUCAGUGGAGGAGAGGGCUACAUCAACUUUCGAAUUGGAGACGAUGCAAAUGACGCAUCGGCUGAGUUGUCCCAAACUACACCUCAGCGGUCUGAACGCAGUCACAUGAUCAUUUGGCAGAAUCCCACGCCCUCUGUGCCCAGCUCUGCCCUCUGACAUUGUUCAUCUCCUGGUUCUUUUGGAAUAAGAUAAAGAUGAAGCAGACAUAGACUGUACACCAGCAAAGCUAGAGACAACACUGGAAGUGGUGCUCUCAUGAAACUGAGCGAACCAACAUCUCAGUGUGGCAGCAAUUAAAGUAUCCUUUAUAAAUAUAUAGGACACUGUUUUUUUUUUUACCUCAUUCAUUUUUCUACUGCUUGUUGAAGAACAUGCAGAGCUGUCAUUCAUAUCCUCAUUCCACCAAGGGACACCAAAUUUUUCAGUCAUACAUCUUUUGAUCAUAGAGUUUAACUUCAUUAUGUGACUGCUCUUGAAGCUGCUGUGUACAGACUUUGUUGUUAACUGUGAACUGGAAACGGAUAUUACUCUUCUCUCAGCUCAAAGACAAUCAGUUUUUUUUUAUCUCUUAUCUCCUGAUGCUGCAUUGAGGUUGGUGAAAACUUUUGUGAUGUAUAUUUUGUCAAUUUCUGCCACGAGUAUGAACUAAAAUUCUACCCUUCCACAUUGCAUGUGGUGUAAUUACAAAUAACUGCACAUUAUCAAUGUGUGUACAUGUGUGUGUCUGAUAUCUCAUCUCCUAAAUGAACAAUUUGAGUGCCUGUCCUUAGAAAUUAUUUAUUUUCUCCAUCAGCUCUUUGCUUGGUGUCUUUCUUUGAAUGGCAUGAAUUGCUUUUUGGUAUCUUAAUUUGUUUUACGUUUUCAUUUAGUUUCAAUAUAUUUUGUAAAAUAAGGGAGAGACAUUCUUUCAAGUGUCCUUUGAAGUAUUUAUGUGCAAUUACAAGUUUGUGCACACUUUGAUUUUAUAGCAGCACCUUAUCCAUCUUGGAAAGACAAUCAAGACUAGAGUAUUGGUGUUGACUCAGCUGUGUUCAAACACUAUCAUUAAAAAUGUCUUCAGUGGUUAAUGUA
This is a messenger RNA of Toxotes jaculatrix (banded archerfish), 4287 nucleotides long. Its product is annotated as C-Jun-amino-terminal kinase-interacting protein 4. Gene Ontology annotation, biological process: vesicle-mediated transport. The record is from RefSeq and is a predicted model, not a curated record. Gene Ontology annotation, molecular function: signaling receptor complex adaptor activity; MAP kinase scaffold activity; JUN kinase binding. The coding region runs from base 415 to 3372 and encodes 985 amino acids. Lineage: Eukaryota; Metazoa; Chordata; Actinopteri; Toxotidae. The transcript has 28 exons. Gene Ontology annotation, cellular component: cytoplasm.